Lycium ferocissimum is the source of this 1363-nucleotide messenger RNA. Its product is annotated as loganic acid O-methyltransferase-like. The transcript is spliced from 3 exons. The coding region runs from base 254 to 1306 and encodes 350 amino acids. Gene Ontology annotation, biological process: methylation. The record is from RefSeq and is a predicted model, not a curated record. Gene Ontology annotation, molecular function: S-adenosylmethionine-dependent methyltransferase activity. NCBI's taxonomy places the organism in Eukaryota, Viridiplantae, Streptophyta, Magnoliopsida, Solanales, Solanaceae.
AUAAGAUGGGUUAUUCUAGACUAACUUUGGGAUAAAUUUUAUAACUUGUUUGGUUAAAAGUAUAAAGGGAUAAAUUUAUACCUUCAACCAAAUAAGUUAUAAAAUUUAUCCCAAAAUCAAUCUCGUGAUAUCCGACCUUAUCAUGCGUACCAAACGACCCCUAUAGCCUAUAUAUAAGCACUAUGAAGAAGGCUAUACAUUAUGAGCAAGAACUGAGAGAAAAGACAGGUGAAGAAUAUCAGCAUUAGCCAAAAUGCCAAGAUUUUACCCGAUGAAUGGUGGUGAUUCUGCUUACAGCUACUCCAAGAACUCCCAAAUACAGAGAGAAGUGUUAGAUGGUGCAAAGGAGAUGGUCAGAGAUGCAAUUGUUGAAAAGCUUGACAUCAAAAGCCUAUUGUUAUCUUCUUCAAACACAUUCCGUAUUACAGACUUGGGAUGUUCAAUUGGACCAAACACAUUCAGCUCAAUGCAACAUAUUGUAGAAGUUGUAAAGUUCAAAUACUAUAAUCAAAUAUUCACAAAUUCCACAAAUAACAUUCUUGAAUUCCAAGUUUUUUUCAAUGACCAUAUCACCAAUGAUUUCAACACUCUCUUUCGAUCACUACCCGUCGAUAUGUCCUAUUAUUCAACCGGAGUUCCAGGAUCUUUCCAUGGAAGAUUAUUUCCAUCGCGAUCGAUACAUUUUGCGCAUUGUUCAUGUGCUAUACAUUGGUUAUCUAAGUGUCCAGAAGAGUUAUUAGAUGAGAAAUCCCCUGCAUGGAAUAAAGGAUUGAUUCACUAUGUAGGUGCCUCAAAUAUUGAAGUAGUGAAUGCCUAUAUUGCUCAAUUCAACAAGGAUAUGGAAGUUUUCUUGAAUGCAAGAGCUGAGGAGAUUGUUGAAGGAGGAAUGAUGGUGCUACUUUCACCAUAUUCUGGUUAUCGUUACCUCAAAUUUUUCGCAUCUAGUCUUAUGGAUUUGGUGAAUGAGGGAAUGCUAGAUGAAUCUCUAGUCGACUCAUUCAAUGUGCCAGUGUAUUUUCCCUCUCCUAAAGACAUGACUAAAGUGGUAGAGAGAAAUGGUUAUUUUAGCAUUGAGAGAAUAGAGUUGACAUAUCCCCCAUCAAAGCUUGUGGAUGAGGCUGAUGCAAAAAGUUUAAUCAUAAACCUAAGGGCGGUUUUAGAAGGACUUUUCAUCAAUCACUUUGGGAGUAAAAUUGCAGAAGAAGCUUUUGCAAGGACUAUUCUCAAAAGUGAAGAGAUUUCAGCAUGGAUGAAAAUUGAUUGCGAGAAAGCAUGCCAAUUAUUUGUUGCUUUGAAACGUAAAUGAAUUUCUUGCUGGAUAUUUGCAUCUAUUACCGCUACAGUUUUCUGGAAUAAGUAGUUG